CAACAGAACAAAGAUGGCGGCGCCCAGUAACGCCGAUCCUUUGGCUGAAAUAUCCGCGCCAUUAAAGAUCCCGAAAACCGAGGCCCCCUCUCCGGAGUCGGAGGAUCUGAGCGACGGCAACCAGUAUCACUCGAACCCGUCCACGCCGAACCGCUUCUCGCCGCUGAACGUGGGCAUCGGCGUCUCCGGGGGCGCAGGCCGGAGCGGGGCGGCCUCCGCCUCCAACAGCUUCACCGCCUGCCGGGGAAUGUCGUGGACGCCCUCCGAGACGAACGCGCUGAUCGCCGUGUGGGGCAACGAGCGGCUCACGGAGGCGAGGAUGCAGCAGCUGGAGGUGGCUGGGACAGUGUUCUCCGGCAAGGCACCCGGGCCGGCCAUGUACGAGCGGGUCUCCAGAGCGCUGGCGGAGCUGGGCUACGAAAGGACCCCAUCGCAGUGCAGGGAGAGGAUGAAGACAUUGCGACGGUGCUACAGCCGGGUCAAGGAGCACGGCAUCGGCAAGAGGAAGAGCAGCUAUUCGAUCGAGCAGCUGGAGAAAGUGUUCGGUCAGGGGGGCUGGGAUUCGCAGAGCUGCCAGCCAGUGCUGAUCAACAGCAGCGGCCUCUACCAGGAGAUGGAGUCGGACAGCAGCACCAUGGAGGAUUAUCCUCAGGAGGAGUGGUGCAGCCAGGACCUGCCCGCCUUCCAGGAGGGGGAGUUAGAAGCAGACCUCCUGUGCUUUUCAGAGGAAAUCCGUCAUCCGAAGAACAGAAUUCUCCAGCUUCGACAGGAAUCGUCGGAAGACUCCCAGAAACAGGAAGUGAUGCGGAACGUGAUGCGUAUCCUGGAGUCGGUACAGAUCAAGUGGGAACACUUCCAGACGUGGACGGACUUCUCCCGGCUGCACCUCUCCAACAAGCUGGCCAUCUUCGGUGUGGGCUACAACACGCGCUGGCGCGAGGAGAUCCGCUACCACUACGCCGAGAUUAGCUCGCAGGUGCCACUGGGUAAGCGCCUCCGCGAGUACUUCAACCCCGAGAAGGCGGAGGGCCGCAUCAUCAUGACCAAGGUGCAGAAGAUGAAUUGGAAGAACGUCUACUACAAGUUCCUGGACAUCACCAUCAGCGAGGCACGCUGUCUGGAGCUGCACAUGGAGGUGGACUGGAUUCCCGUGGCCCAGUCACGGGUAGCUGGCUGCAGCAACGGCUCCCAGUAUCUGCUGCCCGGUGGCAUCCCCAAAACCUAUGGCCUCUAUGCCAUCGGCUACGAGGAGGUAAAGGGCGCCGCGCCAUCGGACUCUGGGGACCGGCCAUCGUCACCGGAGCCCAGCGAUCAGGAGCGGAGCCUGAGCCCGUCCGGGUCUCCGGAGCGGGACCGAGGUCAGGGGUCCUCGGCCAAAGUGACGUACUGCUACCUGGGCAUCGCCGAGGACAGGACGCUGCAGCAAUGCCUGUUCCAGCACUUUCAGAGCUCAGGCAAGCAUUACGGCCGGGGCGAGCCCUCAGCCGUCACCAAGUUCCUGCUGGGGAACUGCAACGUCCAGUCCAAGGAAGGGGGCUCGCCCCGGUCCGCUAUUUAUAUUAAAUUCAUCGAGGUGGAGCUGGACUUCCUGUCGGCCGGGUCCUUAGUGGAAUGUCUAGAAAUCGCCAUCGGCUAUUCCUUGAAAUUCAACAAGAAGGAUGCGUUGUAAGGCCCUGUCCGGACAUUGCGGGGACUCGAGGAGAAGCUUAGGGGCGGAAGGACGGGAAGGUGCUCUUGCCUUCGUAGCCACACUGAAAUCAGGGAGUCUGUCUGCGUCACUGUCUGGGAUGACUUGCAUCCCCAUCCUGCGGGGAGGAGGAGUCACGGCCAGUAAGUGGCUGUUGUCAGUUAAUUUUUAAAAACUGCCUUCAAAGAUUUUUUUCCUUAAUUAUUGUUUUCUUUAUGUUCUUGAAGUGUAACUUCAAAACCAGUGUGCCAGGUAAGAUUCCGACAUGAAGGAAAAUUCUAAUAAACACAGGAAAUUAUGUAUGAAUAUAUACAUAAAUUUAUAUAUAUAUACAGUAUUAAGUAUAUAAUAUAUAAAGUCUAUCUCUCCGUAUGCAUACAUGCACGUCCAGUGUGUGUAUGUGUAUAUUUAUGUAUGAAUGUAUAUGUCGUCAAGCAUUCCGGUAUUUCGAACACUUUGUCCGAAGGGGUGGGGCGGGGGGGAACAGUUUUGUUUUAUUUUUUUAUUUGUGAAUACAGAGUGGUGAUGUUUUGGUUUCCGGAUCACCUUCUUGUAUGUUUACAUUGUUUUGGACAACAAUAAAUGACCCCUAUCCAUCCACCUGCUGUUCACCGCACCUGUGAGUUCUGGGAGCACCGCUUUUGGUACAGAAUUUGGAAUUCGUGAGCUGCAAUCAAAAAUCAAAACUCAGCUCAAUGAAGCCUAAUGUAAUCUUGUACCAUUUUAUGGUUAUAAUUUGGAGGACCGAAAACUCAUAAAACUUUGUUCCAGUGAUAAAGUUUUGUUUUUUAUUACACUCUCCUGAACCGUUGGUCAAAAUAAAUGGUGGGGUUUGAACCCAUAACCCUUUGGCUAAA
This is a messenger RNA of Paramormyrops kingsleyae, 2544 nucleotides long. It is a transcript of the gene msantd2, whose product is annotated as Myb/SANT DNA binding domain containing 2. The record is from RefSeq and is a predicted model, not a curated record. Lineage: Eukaryota; Metazoa; Chordata; Actinopteri; Osteoglossiformes; Mormyridae.